UUCGUCCCGUGCGGGCCAUAGCGACGGUGGGCGCGCUGAGGGAAAAUGGCGGCUCCGGCCUCUGCGGUGCUGCUGGCUCCGUGAGAGCGGCGCUCGCUCCUCUCCCCUUUUCCCUCCUCCCUCCUCCCUCCUGCACCCCGUCCCUCCCGGCUGCCCUCCGCCUCUUCUCCUUCCCCGCCGCGGGCCUAGGGACCAUGUCGGACUCGGAGGAGGAGGAGAGUCCGGACCGCCAGCUCAAGCUAGUGGUGCUGGGGGACGGCACCACUGGCAAGACAUCCUUAGCCACACGUUUUGCCCAAGAAACGUUUGGAAAGCAGUACAAACAAACCAUAGGACUGGACUUCUUCUUGAAAAGGAUAGUAUUGCCAGGAAAUUUGAAUGUUACACUUCAAGUGUGGGAUGUAGGGGGGCAAACGAUAGGAGGCAAAAUGCUGGAUAAAUAUAUUUAUGGAGCUCAGGGUAUUCUCUUGGUUUAUGAUAUUACCAACGGCCAGAGCUUUGAAAAUUUAGAAGACUGGUAUAAUGUGGUAAAAAAAGUGAACGAAGAAUCAGAAACACAGCCGCUUGUGGCCUUGGUUGGAAAUAAAAUUGACUUGGAGCAUAUGCGCACAGUGAAAGUUGACAAGCACCAACGAUUUUGUCAGGAAAACAAUUUCAGUAGCCAUUUUGUGUCAGCCAAGACAGGAGAUUCUGUCUUCCUGUGUUUUCAGAGAAUUGCUGCUGACAUACUUGGCAUCAAAUUAAACAAAGCAGAAUUGGAACAAUCACAGCAAGUUGUCAGGGCAGGACUAGUGAAAUAUCCUGAAGAAGAUAACCAACAUCACAACACUUCCAACUGCCAGAGCAAAGUCUGCUCAAUGCAGUAGUUCAGAGGGUGGUGAAGGCAGACAUUGUCAACUACAGUCAGGAGCCUGUGACAAGAACCGUGAAUCCUCCCAGAAGCUCAAUGUGUGCAGUUCAGUGACUUCUCUGGUUCGAUACCUUUGGUGGUCCUCCUGCCUCGACACAGGAUCUGGGAUUACCAGGAACUUUGUUUUAACAGUGACCAUCACAACAAUGCAAUUAGAGGUUUCAGAAACGUGUUGCACCGUUGUACGUUGAGAAGCAGCUGGCAGUUUUUUGGCUGCCCGACAUUCAAACGUGAGACUACACAUCUUGAAAAAAUAAGAUCUAUAUUCUUUUAAAUUAUAUUUAAAUAAAGCAGUAUAACUGUGUUUAUAUGUUUCCUCCUAUAUAUUUGACUGGUACUGGAAUAAAAAUGGAUGAAGAAGUCCCGCAUUCAAAAUACUUUUGAAGACAUCACCAUGAAACGGUUUUUGCCAAAGCGUUUUUCAGAUUUUUUUUUCUCUGUUUUUCUCCUGUGAUCUGAACUAACAGUCAGCAAAAUGUAACUUGGAAAAGCUAUUGCUGGAAUAGUUUUAAGCACAUAAUAUAUUUUAUCUAGGGAUAAUUUGGAAAACAUUCCAUUAAUAUAUAUACAUAGAGCAAAAAGUAUAAAUUGUAUCCAAUAAGAAACAGUACUUGAAAUAAAGCUGUAAUAUAAAAAUAGUUACUUUUCUGAAGUCUCAAGUUGUCUCCGUGGAUGCUCUGAAAAAUGCUAGUGUUUUUGUGUAUUUUUAUUACCACAUCAGCAUUUCUUUUUGCAGUGGUAGAUACGCUCAUAUGUCUUCAUGAAUAUGGAUGAACCUCAGUCAACAGUUUGGGCUGUAAAUGUUGAGUGAUAUAUUCAGCAUGCAUUAGAAACUGUUGAUAGAUCAAUUAGGAUCAGUCAUUUUUAAUAACUAACUGAAUGACUUUUGGCCUGGUGCUCUUUUCCUUCUAGUAAAUGACAAAUAAAGAGCUCUCUGCUCUGUGAUCGUCA
Calidris pugnax (ruff) is the source of this 1861-nucleotide messenger RNA. RefSeq names its product RAB28, member RAS oncogene family (gene RAB28). The transcript has 8 exons. Gene Ontology annotation, molecular function: GTPase activity; GTP binding. Lineage: Eukaryota; Metazoa; Chordata; Aves; Charadriiformes; Scolopacidae. Gene Ontology annotation, cellular component: endosome; Golgi apparatus. The coding region runs from base 195 to 866 and encodes 223 amino acids. The record is from RefSeq and is a predicted model, not a curated record.